AUGGGAACUGACUCCGGGUUAAAUGUUCAACCUGUCUCCAGACGCGGAUCCGCAGUUGGCUCGGAGAUCAGGGGAUCUGAUCCUGCUCCUAGAGUUAGAAAGAAUUCGCUAGGUUCUCCGAUAAAUCAGCUUAGAAGUCCAGUGCCUAGCAGGAGAAACAUGCAAAGUGUUAUUUCAAGUAGACCGUCCAGUAGAAGCAGCAGUAAUGGUUCUCGAACCUCUCGCUCCUCUCGUUCCUUCUACGGACACGGAGUACAUGAUUCCAUCGGACCCGUCCUAGACGGUAAUAUCAGGGUUCUCACUGCAGUAGACUGUGGAAACGAGAUAUUCAGUCUGAGGUAUACAGAGGACGGAUCUGAUGUGUGUGUUGGAUUGAUGGAUGGAUCAAUAAAAGUGAUAAAUCCUCCCUCAAACCAGAUCAUUUCUGUUCUAGCUAGUCAAGAAACUGCCAGGAAUGCAUCUCUACUGAGAUAA
This is a messenger RNA of Eurytemora carolleeae, 474 nucleotides long. RefSeq lists its product as uncharacterized. Bases 1 to 474 code for a protein of 157 amino acids. The transcript is spliced from 3 exons. The record is from RefSeq and is a predicted model, not a curated record. NCBI's taxonomy places the organism in Eukaryota, Metazoa, Arthropoda, Copepoda, Calanoida, Temoridae.